GCAUCUCAGUCUAAAUCACCUAUUUCCAAUUUGAAACAUUUUUUUUAAAGCCAGCAAAGUUUUCAAGACCAUUCCUCCUUCCUCCUUCCUUCUUCCUUCUCCUCUCCCCUAAUCAGCACCUUUUCUCUACUCCUCCUCUUCCACCUGCCUACCCCCAACCAGACAGACACCAAAACCAAACCAAAAACAAAACAACCUAGUGAGAGUGAGUGAGUAAAUCUCAAUCUUAAUGGUUGUUGUCCAAGGCACCAAGGUCCCUCUCCCACACCCUUCCUCCCUCUCUCCCUCUCCACACCCCCUCCCAACCACCUCCAUCCUCUUUGAACCCUCCUCCCUUUCUCUUGCCCUCACCCACUCUGACUCCUCCCUCUCUCUCUACCCUUCCUUCUCCCCCUUUUCCCCUUCCCAAACCCUAACCCUAACCCUAACCAUCCCCUCCCCCUCCUCCUCCUCCACCUUCCUCCUCCUCCAAAACCACACCAACCCUACCUCCUCUGUGGGUCCCACCGUCCUCUUUAUAGUCUCGUCCCCACAUAGAGCCGGCAUCCUCCUCCGCCUCUACCGCCUCCGCCGUCUCGAAACCCCCUCCUUCUCCCGUGUCACUGACGUCCUCUGCUCCCAUAAAGACCUCCGCUUUGAACCUAACCUCGGCGUCGUGCUCAACGCCAAGCACGGCGCCUCGGUCAGGCUCGCCGGCUCCGUCAAUUACUUCGCGCUCCACGCCCUCUCAAGUAACAAGGUUUGGGUCUUCGCCGUGAAAGACGACGACGAUGGUGGUUUGAGAUUGAUGAGGUGUGCGGUGAUUGAGUGCACGCGGCCGGUGUUUUCCGUGAACGUUGCGUUCGGGUUUCUGAUUCUCGGCGAGGAGAAUGGGGUUAGAGUUUUUGGAUUGAGGAGGCUCGUGAAGGGUAGGAGUGGGAAGAGGGUUGGGAAUUCGAAGCAGUUGAGGAAUGGUGGUGGUGGUCGAGGAGCGGGUUUGGAGGCGGUGAACUGCAAUGGUGAUUUGAAAGGGAAGAUGGAAAGAUAUGUUGUUGCUACUGCUGUGAAGCAGACAAAUGUUAAAUUAAAACACGACAACAGAGAUGGAGGUUCCUGUUUUGUGACGUUGAAGGUAAAUGAGGUUAAAACAAAAUCCCCGACAAAGGUAUCCAUGUCUAUAAAGGCUAUUUCCAUUCAGGCUGUGUCCCAGAGGAUGUUUCUGAUCUUGGAUUCUCAUGGAGAUUUACAUUUGCUAUCCCUAUCAAAUUCUGGCAUAGGAGUAGAUAUCACCGGUAAUGUCUUGCAACUGCCUCAUAUUAUGAAAGUGCGAAGUCUUGCUGUUCUCCCUGAUCUAUCUACUAUGUCUCAGACUAUCUGGAUAUCAGAUGGGUGCCAUUCUGUGCACAUGUUCACUGCAAUGGACAUAGAAAAUGCUUUAAACGAAGCUGAUGGAAAUGAUUGCAAUGAAAAGCUUAUGCAUCUCCCAGUUAUUCGAGUUCUUUUCUCCAGUGAGAAGAUCCAAGAUAUCAUUUCCCUGUCUGCAAAUUCCAUUCUCAUUCUUGGACAAGGAAGCUUAUAUGCAUAUGCAAUUUCCUGAAGCUGCUUUGAUUAUUUUUGUAUCUUUUCUGUGGAAAUCAAUAUUCCUGGCUCCCUUGAUGUUCUAAAGUGUACUUGUGUGGUUCAUCGAUAAAUUCUAUCUUUCAUAUCAGGUGCUCUGGUUGCUCUCACCUUAUAGUGCAUCCCUAGGAUACUGGAGAUCAUGAAAGAUUGCAAGUAUCAUUGGACUGGUAAUAUCCGUGGAGUUCUAUAUUUCUGGACCUUCGAUUUUCAACAGCUUAAAGCCACCUGUCCUGCAAAACCUGUCACAGUUAACUGCUGGACUACAUACCUCCAACAAAGAUGUUGGCUGUUCAUCCAACUUGCGUUAUGUUCAUUUCCUGAUGUUGGCUUAAAUCAUGGUUUUCUGUCAGAGAACUCAGCAAGGUUCGAUAUAAAAGGCAUGAUCUUGGCAAUUGGGUUGGCAUCAUUUGUUGGAAUAGUGUUAUUGGAUUGCAAUUUUCUUAUAUCAGCUAUGCCUAUGGUUGCUAUUGUUGUAAGUUAGUAGAGUUGGAGGCUUGUCUUGUUAUUUUAGUGUACAUUUGCCUUGUCUUGUUCUUUAGUGUUACGUUUAUACUUUAUAGCCUUGUCUUGUUAUUUAUUGUUACGUUUAUAGCCUAUCAUGUUUUGUUGUCGUCUUGACUUGACAAUCUCGAUGCCUUUAAUGCUGCUAUACCUAUUAAUUAUGAUGAAUUUAUGUUCA
This is a messenger RNA of Glycine soja, 2278 nucleotides long. RefSeq lists its product as uncharacterized. The record is from RefSeq and is a predicted model, not a curated record. Lineage: Eukaryota; Viridiplantae; Streptophyta; Magnoliopsida; Fabales; Fabaceae. Bases 230 to 1576 code for a protein of 448 amino acids. The transcript has 8 exons.